AUGAAGACCACCGCCGUCCUUGGCCUGCUCGCCCUGGUCCCCAGCGCCCUCGGCCUUGGGACCUGCCAUGCCGGCCAGCGCUACUGCGGCAGCUGGCUCAUCGACAAAGACGGGUAUUCCGUGGCGGACCUCCAGAAGGCCGUCCACGGUCCGAAUGUGAAGCCGUACCCGCCGCCGCACAACAACUGGAGAGACUCGCUGUUUCUCUGCAACAGAAGAAGCGAGAUUGAAUUUAUGGAGUACUGCUGGCAGGGCUGUCAUGAGUCUGGUGGGGACGGUGAGAAUGAUGUCUGCAACACUGCAUCGCUCGGCUUUGGAUAG
Messenger RNA from Aspergillus terreus NIH2624, 321 nucleotides. RefSeq lists its product as uncharacterized. Lineage: Eukaryota; Fungi; Ascomycota; Eurotiomycetes; Eurotiales; Aspergillaceae. The coding region runs from base 1 to 321 and encodes 106 amino acids. The record is from RefSeq and is a predicted model, not a curated record. The transcript has 3 exons.